CAUGUUUGGUGCCCCCUCCUCCACAGUCCGCCUUGUUUCCUCUCACCUCCGCCGUUUCUCCCUCAGUGCUCGGACGUUGCGUUAAGGUGCAGAGCCGAGUCCCGCUCUUUGGGGUAUUUUCCGAGGAAAGUCAGACGACGUUGACACCGUCAAGGGACAGCGGAGACGACAGUCAUUUUCACCACCUGUGCGCACUUGUCUCCAUACGACAGUAGAAAAAAUGGAUCCAACGACUCAGUCAUCGCAGAUAACGUCGUCGCAAGGGUUAGCCGAUGGGCAAAACUCUGCUGCCAAAGAAUCAAAGCUUAACGAUUCCUUUCUUUCCUCUUCGCCUGUAUCUCUCAUUCAGUCUCCUCAAGACAAAAGAGUCGUCCUGGGCUCCGAAAAGCCCUGUGAAGGUGUCGCAACAUCCCUUCGCUUUCCCUCUCAACCUGGCACGUUCACACCUGCUCAUUACGGGAGUGAAGCAGGGCCACCAGAUGGACAGCCAGAUUCACCAAUAAAGACCUCUCCUGUUUCAGAGCGAAUAAAAGCACUGGAAGCUCUUGCAGCCAAAAAGAAGGAACCUGAAUUUAAAAGUGAUGGAGGUUACUCUCACUUCAGAGAUCGCCAUUAUGACAAAUCCCCCAUUGAGACCAAAAAACCUCCCAUUGAGACCUCAAGAUCACCCAUUGAGGCCCCCAAAUCACUCAUUGAGUUCCAAAAGUCACCGACUGAGACCAAGUCACCGACUGAGACACAAAAGUCACAGACUGAGGCUCACAAAUAUACCACUGAGACUCCAAAAUCUCCCAUUGAAAAGACUCUGCCAGGUAUCUCAAAAAAAGAAGGCUCUGCUGAUCAGGAGUCACCUGAAUCCCCCUUUGAAGUACUUGGAGAUUUAAGACAAGUGAAUGAAUUUGAAGAGACAGAGGAAUGGAUGAAGGCUCAUUUACCGCCCAUGCCAGACUUUGAUGCCGUAGAUUUAAUGAAAGACACUGUGGUUUCAGAAAGUGUUACAACAAAAGAGGAAAAGGUGAUUCAUGCGGUAAUACCUGCUGCUCCUGCUGCCUUUGCUGGUGUCCCUGAUGCCUUCAUGGAUUCUCCUAUCAAAUCUUUGGAAGUGAAGGAUGGCUUUAGUGAUGCACAGAAACAGCCAAGUGUUGAGGAGGAGUCUGAGUUUGACCUUGAUUUUUUGCCAACAGCGUAUGUGUGGGAUCAGCAAGAAAAAACAGGCGUCCAGGCUCGAACAAAUGUUGAUUCAGAAGUUCCAACUUCAACUGCACCUCAUGCAAACUCUGGGUCGCCCCCACUUCCUGUCUCCCCGCAAAGUGACAUGAGUGUUAAAGAGAAAAUAUCAGAUGACAAGACGACUAUUUGGACUGGUGAUAUAGAGCCACCAGAGGCAAGUGAAGCAGACAGCUCAGGAGAGUCAGAAGACACUGUAAUUGAAGAUGGUGUCAUUGCUCCUGCAUCAGAACCCCUUUCGUCUUCUGAUAUUGCAUUUUCAAAUGAUCCUACCCCUGCCCCUGCUUUUGCAGCUCCUGAUUUCCCCAAUGAAGAAAAGGUGGUACCUCCACCAAAGUCGGAGAGGAAGCUAAUGCAAGUUCCAACCAUCAAUGUUAUUGAGACAGACGAGCCAAAUUACAGUGAAGAGGAAAUGGAAAUGGAGCUUGAAGCAGAGAUAGAUGAGGAUUAUGAAGUUGUGACAGACUCUGCCAGAGAGGCAACCAAAACCCCAGAACCAGAGGAUGGUGAACAUGAACAACCCAAGACACGUCCCUUAGAAACUGAAUUCAUGGAAGGCUACUCUCCCCCAUCCUCACCUGUAGACUCUGAUGUUGAAUACUCUCCCAAGCGCAAUAUAGUCAAAUCUCCUCCAGAAACGUACCACGAGGAAUCUAGGCCUGAGCUUGAGGCCUCACCACAUCCAACUGUUCCAAAGGAAUCAGCAUUUGAAAUUUCUCACGAUCAAUCCAAGAAGUCAGAAAUGACUUCCAACAAUGUUAAUGAUGAACCUUCGACUAUCAAACUCCCAAAUGAAGAAGUGGACUUCCCAGACAAUGAUGACGAAUGGUCAGAUGAAGCACAAUGUAUGCUGGUAACAUCUUACAGGACUGACAGUGUGCCCAACAAACCAGUUUCUUGCACCGAGUCCAAAAUGGAUGCGAGUAGUAACAUAGCUGUGAAAGAGACUUAUGUGGAGUCAGUUUCUCUUUCCAAAACCAGCUUUAUUCAAGAUGAUGUAUAUGACAGACAGUCAUUUGAUUAUGAUUAUGAUGCAUCUUCUCUGCUGGAUGAGCAGUUUGUUUCUGAUUCCUUUGAAAUCCAAAGUGAAACACUGAAUUCAAGCUCUUUAAAAAAUGAUGUUCCAGAGGACAGUCAAGAUGGUGAAAAUCUGGACAACUUCACACCACUUAAUGAUUGUCAAGGACUAAGCAGCAUGAUUGAACAAGAUUUCAAAAUGUGGAUGACCACUGACGUUUCAGACAACAUUGCAGAUGGGGCACAGAAAAUUGAUUCCAAGAUCCAGGAAGAAACAAAAGCAGCUGUCCUUGCACUUGACAAAACAAUGGACCCAGAGAGCACUGACCCCGAAAUGGCAGAUAUUGAGGCUGCAGACAGCUUUGUAGAAUUCAUGCGAGAGUGCCUGAAAUCUAGACAGGAUGAAGAACCAGACAGCCAGCACCAAGGUGUUUUCUCUGAGUCCAAGCUUUGUGAAAUUGGUCAGCCAAUUCACCAGUCCCCUCCAACCAUGUUUAUGGAUUUUGAACAAGAACAACUCACUAUCAGUGCUCUCAAAGAGCUUGGCAGCAGUCAAGAGGAUGACGAGGUACCAUCUCUCCAAUCUAAGAUUCCUGACCAGAACGAUGCUAACCCCAGUGCUACAUCAAUAGAGCGGUCUACCUUCACAUCAGUUUCUACCCCUCCAUGUCCCCAAAGUGACCGUGCAUCCGACAGCAUGUAUUCCAAAGAGAUGGAAGCCAUUGAUGUAUGGGUAGCUGAAGCCUAUCAUCUUGCUGAGCAUGUCUUGACAGCAAUACUAACCCACUUAUCAGUGAAGGAUCUGAUCCACUGGCGAGACCCCAAGAAGUCGGGCGUGGUGUUCGGUCUGUCCAUGCUGAUGCUGCUGUCGCUGGCAGCCUUCAGCGUCAUCAGCGUGGUCUCCUACCUGCUGCUCGCCCUGCUCUGCGUCACCAUCACCUUCCGCAUCUACAAGUCUGUGGUCCAGGCCGUGCAGAAGUCUAGCGACGGACACCCCUUCAAAACGCUGAUAGAUAAGGAUGUCAGCAUCCCCCCCGAGACUUUCCGCAAGCACGUGGACACCAGUCUGACCUACAUCAACCGAGCCCUAAAGCAGAUGAGCCGCCUCUUUCUGGUCGAGGACCUCGUGGACUCCCUAAAGCUGGCUGUGGUCAUGUGGCUGUUGACCUACGUAGGAGCUGUUUUCAAUGGAAUCACCAUUCUCAUCCUGGCUGACAUCCUGCUCUUCGCGGUGCCACCAGUCUAUGAGAAGAACAAGACUCAGAUUGAUCAUUACAUCGACGUGGCACGUACUCAAUUCAACACCACGAUGGCCAAGUUGCAAGAGAAACUUCCCGGAGCGGUGAAGCGCAGCAAAACUGAAUGAUCGCCCUCCAUAAGAAAAAAAAAAACCUUCACAUCACCAUCACCACCAUCAUCCUCAUCUCCAUCACCACCUAAAACCGCACCCCCCCCUCCUUUCUCCAGUUAACCCCCGUCCCGCCAGUCUAACUGCCCCUCCCACCUCCAUCCACCAUCACCCCUACAACACUGACCCUUGCUAGGUAGAUAAACCUCUGAGCUACUCAAUAUUUAAUGUACAACUACUGCGCAGCUUAACUUGCAAAAGCAUUUAGAGAAGAACUGUGCCUGUUCAGACAGGAAGUGCAAAACGCUAGCGAGGAAGUGACGCAAGCGGACCCCGCCCCCCCCCCCCCAACACCCUCUCUGUGGGCGGGAGAAAAUGGAGGCAGGGUCGAGUGAACUAGACUGAAUCUAUGACCUGGUCUCUCCGCGUGUACAGCGAUGCAGGUGGGCGCUUGUUUUGCGUGUGUGUGCGUGGCUGUAUACGACGCCAAAAUGCAAAAAUGUCUGUACGAUUUAAAAAAACAAACAAACACAUUUUUCCUCUCCCAGCUGCGAAAAACACUUAGAAAAACUGAAAUGUAUUAAAAAAAAAAUUAAAAAAAGGAACGAAAUGAAAUAAAAGCAACCUUUUGGGACUUACUGUGGAUAGUCGUGGACCUGUUGUGUGGAUAAAUAUGAGUUCAUUUAUUUAGGAAGUUGGUUUUGUGUAAAAACGACAGGCCUGUUUAAUGAGUUUUCUCCUGCGUUCACCUCACAGGCACUUGUGUUUGUACGUCUCUGCACUGCACUGAACUUUAAGUUUGUUGUUUUUUUUGUUUUUUUUGGAAACCCAUCAGCAGGGUGAAAUAAAGAGGUUUGGAAGACGGA
Solea solea (common sole) is the source of this 4458-nucleotide messenger RNA. RefSeq names its product reticulon 3 (gene rtn3). Bases 221 to 3610 code for a protein of 1129 amino acids. Gene Ontology annotation, biological process: endoplasmic reticulum tubular network formation; neuron differentiation; brain development. NCBI's taxonomy places the organism in Eukaryota, Metazoa, Chordata, Actinopteri, Pleuronectiformes, Soleidae. The transcript is spliced from 9 exons. Gene Ontology annotation, cellular component: neuron projection; postsynaptic density. The record is from RefSeq and is a predicted model, not a curated record.